UCGCAUUGAUAUUGUAAUUUUUUAAUUCUGUGCGUGGGAUGUUUACACUGAUUUUGUAAUUUUAUUUCAGUUCUAAAGAAUAGGAGAAUGUCAGAAGAAAGAAAUCGAAAUUUAUAGAUAAAUAUAGAGUGCAAUUAAGUAUUUAGUGCUGAUUUUGUGAAGUACCAUGUCAGGUACAGAGCAAAAUAUUGUAAACUCAAUGCAACAAUUAUCUGUGCAACCAAGUAACAGUGGUCAUACGGAGAAACCUACUCAAGUAGUCACUCCCGCCGUGAACCGGAGUCAGCUCGCUGCAGCAAAAGUUACACCCGUGAAGUCUAAUACAGUUUCACCAGCUAUUGCUACUAUUGAUAGACUUUUGAACUUGGGUGCUAACGUCCCACCUCCACCUCCAGUUAUAACUAGACAGUCAGAUAUGGAUCCACACACAUUGGAACAGCUUCGAGCUGUUAAAGAAAUGCUCACAGCCCAAGAAGAAGAAGCUCAAACCUUGCGCGAUCUUAAUAGAGAUCUACGUGAGCGUCUAGAGGAGUGUGAAACAAAAAUUAAAAAAUUAUCAGAGCAGAAUGAAGAAUAUGCUGAAAAAGAGAAAGCACUUUCUCAACGUGUUGCAGAAAAAGUUAGAAAUAAUAAACAAAUGAGUGUAGUCAUGGAAGAGUACGAGCGUACAAUAUCAUCACUUAUAGGAGAAAGAGAAACUGAAGCUAAAAGAUGGACUGAAGAGAGAGCAACUCUCUUGCGAGAACGUGAUGAAGCUGCAGCUCAUCUGGCUUCAAUGGAACAUGCAUUUAAUGAUGUCCAUACUAAGUAUGAGAGGUGUAAAGUAAUUAUACAAGGAUACAAGAGUAAUGAAGAGACUUUAAAAAGAACCGUUGAAGAAAAUAAUGAUGCAAUACAGAAAUUGGAAGCGAGAUAUGAAACAUUACGACAACAUGCAAUGCAGCAGUUGAAUAAGGCUAAUGCAGAAUUAGAUUCUGUUAAGAAAGCUCAUCAAGCUGAGAUUUUAAAACUUAAUGCCAUGCUUAAAAAGAGUGAAGUGCACGCUUCUUCCUUACAAGAGUCUUUGGCUCAGAAAAUUAAAGAUAAUGAAGAACUCACAGCCAUAUGUGAUGAGUUAAUAAACAAAGUAGGUUAAUGUGUCUUCAACUACCAUUGACUUACUUUAUAUCAUUUUCAUUUAAUCAACUAACAUGUAGAUUGUAAAACCAUGCAUUAAAGUACACUAAUAAUCAUUCACUAUACAUAAUAUAUUAUUGUAACAAAAUACUUAAAAGCAAGUGAGUGUUGUUACCAUUUCAUAUAAAAUUACAUGGUAUACCUAUACAAUUAUACAUAUUUAUUGUAUAUUUUAUAAUUGUAUGUGCAAUCAAGUGUCAGUUAUAUUAUUGUACAAUUAUUUAAAAUAUCACCUAGACUUAAAGUUUUUACGUUAUGACAUUAUUAUUUUGUAUACUUUGUGAAUUGUGUUUAUCUUUUUGUACUUGAAGAUUUAUUUCAUGGUGCUUCGCAAAAUUCAUCUAGCCCUCUUACUGCUUGCUCAACAUAUUCUCAAAUUAUUUUUGAAAAAAUGUUAUUAAUAAUCUAUAAAAAUAGUGAUUGUUUUUUUGCAUAUAUGUAACAAUAUAUUGCAUAUCAGCCAAAGAUUUUUUUUAAGAAUGUUGGCUAUGAAUGCCUGCUAAUGGUGCAAAUAACAGCUGGUUUUGGAAUUAUAAAGUUGUUUUGUCCUUUUGUCAAAUAUAAAGGGAUAUAAAUAUUCAUUGUAACAUUUUAUGUCUUGUUACUUAGCUUUGAUUUUGUUGCAAAUAAAAAAAAAACAAUUGAUAUUUUUAAAAUCCUUGCUGCCAUAAGUGAUUGAUUAAAUUAUAUUAUAUAUAAAAUUGUAAUAUAAGUUAGUGUAGUUUGUUAUUUUUUGAGCUUUUCAACUAUUAACAUUUUUGUGUUAUGAUCAUUUUAAGUUUAGUAUAUUUAGUAAUAAGUUGAUAAUAUCUUAAGCCAGGCUCUAAAUUUUUUGCUUGAUUAAUUGAUCUAGUCUUAAACUAAUUUUCUAAACAGUUUUAUUAUGAUGCUUUGAAGAGAUUAAUAAUUUCUUAAAUAAUCUAUUAUUAAUAUUUAACAGUAUUUAGAAGAUAUAGGAUUUAAUGCCGUUUUACCAUUCUCAUCCACACUUCACCAUAGUCCUUUCACAUAGGCCUAAAUUAGAAGAAUAUAUUCUAAAAAUUUUGUUCCUAUUCCAAUAAUCUCCACGUAGCUACAGUAGUAUAAUGAAAUGACAAUUAUCACUUCGUAAAACGAAUAGUAGUUUAUUGAUUAAAAUCUAUUUGGUUGUUGUACAGUGAGUGUGCCUUUAUGAAAAUUGUCUCACCAUCCAUUCAGUCCAAUGUAAGAAAAAAUAGUUUGUUACACAAUAACUUGAAAUCUGUAAAAUUAAUACUAUUAGAUGGGUAUAGUAACAGUAGUGUCCAAGAUAUGAUUAGUUAUAAUCAGUUUGUUCUAUUGAGGAUGCAAAAUUAUUACAGUUUGUAAUAUCAUGGUGUUAUAUAUAUGAGUAUAUAGAAUGUAGAGAUGGUAUUCAGUUUAUAUAUGAUAUUCUUUUAAAUGUUUUGUCUUAAAAUUUUUGAACUAACAAUUGGUUAACAAACAAUAAAAAGGAUUCCUUAUAACAACGGUCAACAUUCCACAUAUUAUUUUUUAUAACAUUAUUAAAACUCGAAUUUUUUAGACUCUGCGUUUAUUAAACCUGCCAUCCUAAUUUUUUUUAUCAGGAGCUGUUUUUGGAUGUGACUAGAAAUCGUUAUUAAAAUAUUUUAUGUUUCAAAUAGCCUUAAGUAUAAUUUUGUACUUUUGUCAUUUUUUUUUAUAAUAUAUGAGUAUUUUGUGCAUUUCAUGCAUUUUAUUCAUGUGAAUAGAAUGAUUUAAUAAAACUAUCCCUAUUUUAUACA
Molecule: messenger RNA, 2939 nt
Organism: Melitaea cinxia (Glanville fritillary)
Lineage: Eukaryota; Metazoa; Arthropoda; Insecta; Lepidoptera; Nymphalidae
Product: transforming acidic coiled-coil-containing protein 3-like
Exons: 2
Coding region: 167-1135 (322 amino acids)
Biological process (GO): mitotic spindle organization; cerebral cortex development; cell population proliferation
Cellular component (GO): cytoplasm
Source: RefSeq, a predicted model, not a curated record